CUUUACUGUGCCUCGGCUCAGACGUGCUCACACAGCCGAUGUGCAUAUCGUAGGAUCCUACCAAUGUGAGAAGGCGUAAGGACCGAGCGGCAGCCUUGUUGUUAGUGAGAAGUGAAUACGUUUUUGUGCAAAGGCUGUCGACUUUCCGCAGCACAAAGUAAAUAGAGAGAAGCACAAAUGGUUUUGUGUUCAUUUGUUUUACGUUGAGGAGACUGGGUGGAUUUGUAGGUUUUCUGUCUGAAUGGGAAUCCACUCUUUUUAUCGCAGACGGGACUGGACUUCAGACUCAGCGGCUGAUAAGGAGAAGCCUGUACUUUGAACACUCUGCUGUUCGUUUUCUUUCUUCUUUCUCCCUUCUUCAUAAGAUGCCAGGAUUCCAUCCAUCAUACACCGUCCACUUCAGGCCGGGCUGUUCAUCUGGAAGGGCGCCAGACCUUCAGUCUCUCAAAUAUGCAAGUUCAGUCCAAUAAAUGGUGACGUUGUCUGUCAGCCCUGGAAUAAGAAAUCAAUACUCAAGAAAUCAGACACGAUAUUCCUCUGGAAUUUUAACGAACUGUUUUCCCAGCCAUCCUGAUAAAUAUGCGCUUUGGUUGGAUUAGGGUGGUUUGGUCCAGCUUGGCGCUUUUUUAGCUUGAGCAGCGCUGAUGGUGAGAGAUUCUUAGUGUUGAUUUUGUCCAUGCAAGACUCGGGGUGGAAACAUGUCUGGCCACUGCGUUGAGAGGAUCGCUGCUAUCAGAGAUGGCAUUUUGGUCCAGCACUUCGGUUUUCACCUCUAAAGUGCCCCGGAAAAUCUUAUUCAUGUUCACCCUCUCCCUCUCCGUCACCUACUUGUUCUACAGCUUGAUGAGCUGCUACAACUCGCUGCACUUCCCGCUGCAGGACAACUAUGUGUUUCAAGGUAGGCUGGUGACAGAGGAUGCAACUUUUGUGACACUGAGGGAGAAAGUUUACUCGGCUUCACCAGGUUUCACGGAAUUCACACAGGCUGUGAGAACAACCUCGGUUCCUACGGUAAGAGAGCGCGAUGAUGCCGAACAAAGGACGGUGGAGUGGAUUAGGACGCAGACGUCUCCAACUAAAUCUGCGGCGAUGUUUCGCCCCACCGCGCCGGAGAGGGAGCACCAGGAGAUCAGCACCACGGACAGCGGACUCAGGGUGAACUGCACCUCGGAUUACGGGGAGAAGAAACUUCCCCAAGCCAUUAUAAUCGGAGUGAAGAAAGGGGGGACCCGAGCCCUGCUAGAGGCUCUCAGGGUGCACCCAGACGUGAGAGCCGUUGGGAAUGAGCCACAUUUCUUUGACAGGAACUACGAGAAGGGGCUGGACUGGUACAGAGACCUGAUGCCUUCUACGCUGGAGGGGCAGAUCACCAUGGAGAAGACACCAAGCUACUUUGUGACUAACCAUGCCCCUAAGCGCAUCCACUCCAUGGCCAAGGACAUCAAGCUUAUUAUUGUUGUGCGUAAUCCUGUCACUAGAGCCAUUUCAGACUAUACACAGACCUUAUCUAAGAAACCCGAGAUCCCCACUUUUGAGGUUCUGGCUUUUAAGAAUCGGACGCUGGGGCUUAUAGAUGCCUCCUGGAGUGCUUUGCGUAUAGGAAUAUAUGCACUCCACCUGGAGAGCUGGAUGCAGUACUUCCCUCUUUCCCAAAUGCACUUUGUAAGUGGGGAGAGGUUGAUUGUGGACCCCGCCGGAGAAAUGGCUAAAGUGCAGGACUUCCUUGGACUGAAGCGGAUUGUCACAGACAAACAUUUCUACUUCAAUAAAACUAAGGGAUUUCCAUGUCUAAAGAAGCCAGAGGACAGCAGCACCCCGAGGUGCCUUGGCAAGUCCAAAGGAAGAACUCACCCCAAAAUUGACCCAGAUGUGAUUCGGCGGCUGCACAAAUUCUACAAACCCUUUAACAUGAUGUUCUACCAAAUGACUGGCCAGAACUUUGAAUGGGAGCUGGAGGAGGACGGUGUUUCCCGUAGCUCUCAGGACUAGCAUGGCACCACUUAACCACACCACCAGCCUUCUCACUCAAAAAACCAUUGCCCCACUUCAUCUUAAGAGAGUAAUUGAGUGCCCCAAUCAAUUAUGGCUCUCCUUGCAGUUUGUGUAUGCAUUAGCAAGAGUUUACUGACAUGCUUUUUCUUGAAGAUGGCAAACCGUUAUGUAUACUAAACAUAAAAUAUAUUUAUAUUUGUGUAAAUGA
Girardinichthys multiradiatus is the source of this 2200-nucleotide messenger RNA. Its product is annotated as heparan sulfate glucosamine 3-O-sulfotransferase 4-like. NCBI's taxonomy places the organism in Eukaryota, Metazoa, Chordata, Actinopteri, Cyprinodontiformes, Goodeidae. The coding region runs from base 739 to 1989 and encodes 416 amino acids. The record is from RefSeq and is a predicted model, not a curated record. Gene Ontology annotation, molecular function: [heparan sulfate]-glucosamine 3-sulfotransferase activity. The transcript is spliced from 2 exons.